AUGAUCCAAGCACACGAAGACAUCCAAAAGGAGACUGCGGAGCAACAGACAAAGCUGGUUGAAGCUCAGCCGCCUUACCAGCUGAACAGGAAUGAGAUGAGAACCCAACAAUUUGUACCAUCCCUUCUACUACAGCAAACGCCGCUGCCAACUUUCGAUGGUCGCUACGAAAAUUGGCAUAAGUUCAAAGACAGAUUUAAGGAUAUUGUAGACAAGUGUACUGGAGACUCGCCAGCUACUAAACUACAUUACCUGGAUAAGGCGCUAGUAGGCAAAGCACAGGGUGCUAUCGACCAGCAGACAUUGAAUGACAAUAAUUACGAUGGGGCAUGGAGGAUAUUGACCAAGAAGUUUGAGAAUCUUCGCAUGGUGGUUCAAGGUCACGUUACCCAAUUACUGGCGUUGAAACCAAUGGCAAAAGAGAGUCAUGCAGAGCUGAAGGCAUUACUUGAUGUUGUGGAAAAACGUCUGGAGUCACUCGAGUUCCACAAUCUCGAAAUGACAGACAAAUUAUCGGAGGCGAUCAUCGUGAAUUUGGUUAUUUCCAGACUCGAUAACGAAACCCGCAGAGCCUGGGAGGCCACGAUGGAACAUGGCGAACUCCCGGAAUAUGGUAAAACGAUGGAUUUUCUUCGAGAGCGGUGCUACAUGUUGGAGAGGUGUGAGUUGUCUGUUAACACACUUAAAAAUAGAACUCCGAUCAACCAACGAAGCGGAGUUUUAGCUCCCUCAAGCAAGGUGCAUGCGGCUACCGUACAGCAAACGAGUUGCGCUGUAUGCAAUAACGACCAUAUGAUCGAUAAUUGUGAAGUGUUCAAGAAGAUGACGGUGAACAGUCGUUACUCCAAGGCAAAACAACUAGGUCUAUGUUUCCUGUGUCUGAAACGUGGACAUCGCACGGCCAACUGCAAGGUUGAAGGAAGUAGAUGGUGUAGGUGCAAGAACAAGCAUCACGCCUUGAUGCACCCGAAGGACAAGAGCGAGAACGUUGAAGCAUCGGCGGCCAAGCUUGAAACGGGUUCAAAGGCCGGUAGUUCCGCAAGCAUUGAGGAACCACAUAUCGUCGCGAAAAGUGAAGCCCCAGUCUCGUCGAACGAAUUACUGAAGCAGGUGCUAUUGGCAACUGCUAUUGUUGAUGUGAUUGAUUCUGGUAGAGCAGCGCACAAGUGUCGCGCGCUGCUAGAUUCCGGUGCAAUGGAAAAUUUUGUGUCGGAAAGAAUGAGUGAUGUGUUGAACUUGACAAAACGGUGUGCGAAUGCAUCAAUUAUUGGUAUAAAUGGUACCAGAACAACUGUGAAAUUCGGGGUCAAUGUUUCUGCCAAGUCGAGAACAACGGACUACCUGGUGGUACCUCGUAUAACUGGAGCAUUACUUUCGUUGAGGCUCGACGCCCGAAGCUGGCCGAUCCCUACCGAAGUGCAAUUAGCUGAUCCGAGAUUCUACGAUCCUAGCCGAAUAGAUAUGCUGAUAGGCGCGGAAAUAUUUUUUGAGCUGAUGCAGAUGGGGAAGAUUCGAAUGGCUACGGAAUUACCAUUGCUACAGGAGAGUCAUUUAGGAUGGUUGGUGGCUGGACCAGUAUGGAAUGUUCGAAACGUUGUGAGUGUUCAGAACUACCACGCAGUUCCCACUAAUUGCGGUGAUGAAAAUUUGAACGAGCUGAUGAAACGGUUCUGGACGGUUGAUGAGCAAACAAUCGAACCAUUGGAGAAGGAUGAAUGUGAACGGCAUUUUGUGACUACAUAUGCUCGGGGUGAAGAUGGAAGAUAUGUGGUCAAACUUCCGUUCCGCGAAGGUGCUGGUGAGCUUGGCGAUUCCCGAGUGCAAGCGGAGAAACGGUUUAAGGCCCUAGAGAACAGGUUGGAGAAAUAUCCUGAUACGAAGCGGAGGUAUGGAGACUUCAUUCGCGAAUACAUCAAACUCGGACACGCUAGAAUUUUAAAGGAUGAGGAAAAGGAUCCUACGGGGGCUUACUAUUUACCACAUCAUUGCGUUUUCAAACACGACAGUUCGACAACGAAAUUACGUGUGGUGUUUGACGCAUCUGCGAAAACCUCGUCCAAUUUAUCUCUGAAUGACGUGCUGCUGGAGGCGCCUACUGUGCAAAGCCCGCUAUUUGACAUCCUACUACGGUGGCGCUUGCACCAGUAUGUCUUCUCAACCGAUGUACAACGCAUGUAUGAACAAGUCAAGAUAAAUGGUGCACAUACCAAAUACCAAAGGUGUUUAUGGCGCGACGAGCGGUCUCAACCGUUGUUAGACUUGGAAUUACAACGGGUGACUUACGGGGUGGGUCCUGCAGGAUUCUUGGCAACGAGAUCAUGGGUCCAAUUGGCUCAUGAUGAGCGAGAGAGUUUCACGGAGGCAAGCGAUAUCAUCCUGAAAUGCUUUUAUGUUGACGAUGCGCUUGUAGGAGCGGAUACAGUGGAGAAAGCGAUAAGGCUUCGCGAGGAUCUACAAAUUCUUUUGAGAAGAGGAGGUUUUAGGCUGCACAAGUGGUGUGCAAAUGACCCGAAGAUACUAGAUGGGAUACCAGUUGACGAUCGUGAGAAACAAGUUUGCUUUGAAGACAUUGACGUAAACGGAGUGAUAAAAACCCUCGGUCUCUUGUGGGAUCCGCAAAGCGACAACUUUCUUUUUCGUGUCACGAAGAUGCCAAUGACUUCCGGAGUAGCAACAAAACGUCUGGUUUUGAGCGAAAUAGCCAAAUUGUUCGACCCCCUCGGCAUUUUGAGUCCUAUUGUGGUGUUAGCAAAGUUAGUGAUGCAGCAACUUUGGAGGAAGAAACUUGAUUGGGAUGAAGCAAUCCCUAACGAAAUUGAGAACGGAGCUAUGUGA
Messenger RNA from Armigeres subalbatus, 2835 nucleotides. RefSeq lists its product as uncharacterized. The record is from RefSeq and is a predicted model, not a curated record. The transcript has a single exon. NCBI's taxonomy places the organism in Eukaryota, Metazoa, Arthropoda, Insecta, Diptera, Culicidae. The coding region runs from base 1 to 2835 and encodes 944 amino acids.